Molecule: messenger RNA, 318 nt
Organism: Mesorhabditis spiculigera
Lineage: Eukaryota; Metazoa; Nematoda; Chromadorea; Rhabditida; Rhabditidae
Source: the annotation of a GenBank genome assembly
AUGAAAACAGGAGGCCUCCUAAAUGGCGUUGGAUACGGUAUCAUCGGCCACAAGGGUUCCAAAUUGAUCCCCCUGAUCAAUGAGGCGCUUCUCAACCUGAAGGAAAAGGGCGAACUCUUGCGCUUGGAGGACAAGUGGUGGAAACAGCAGUCAGAGUGUAACGUGGAGACGGACCUCAGCCCAGGCCUAAAAUUCCGCGCUAUUGUCGGGCUAUUCUAUUUCAUUGCCGUGCUGUUGGUGCUAAAUCUGGUAUUUGCAGUUUUUGAGAACGUCAUCUGCCGCUCAAAGAAAACGUUGGAAAGCACCGGCCUAACGAGU